Molecule: messenger RNA, 2382 nt
Organism: Aspergillus ruber CBS 135680
Lineage: Eukaryota; Fungi; Ascomycota; Eurotiomycetes; Eurotiales; Aspergillaceae
Product: putative mitochondrial respiratory complex I chaperone (Cia84)
Exons: 2
Coding region: 1-2382 (793 amino acids)
Molecular function (GO): protein binding
Source: RefSeq, a predicted model, not a curated record
AUGCAAUCCCAUCUCACCAAACGGGUGUUCCGGGCGAUCCUGAAUAACGAGCCGUUAUGUUCGUCGAGAUGCCGCUACCAUCUUCUACACACGAUCCCCUCACAUCGAGCUCGAAGUCUAGGCCUGCCAAAGUUCAACCAUGUCCAGCGACGAGGAUUAUUCGCAUUCAAUAUGAAACCGCAAGGUAUUGAACUGCAGGCGACAACUCUGAAAUCCGAGAUUGGUCUGAAGACGAUGAGGGAUCUAAUGCGGUCGUUAGAGGACAAGAGUCGGGGACCAACAAACGAUGUCAUUGCGAAAGCUUUUCGAGAUUUCUUCACGGCACGAGCGGAUACUCCGGGAUUUAUUACCGGAUUCCAGGGCCGCCUGCUUAAUAUAACAUGGGAGCACUUGCAUUCUCAACAGCAAGAUAUGGAAUCGAGUGAUUGGGCGGCAGUAUUUUCAACAGAAAGUCUGGAGAGUGUGUUAUUUGUCUUGUCUGAAGCAACGUGCUUACCCGCAUCUCGUGAAUUUAUCCUCAACAUAGCACACUCGGUCUUUCUGGAGCUCUGUGCGGACCAGGGAUUUGGCCCUAACGAGGUUAGUCGGCCUGCACUCACGGCCUAUGUCAACCUGAUGUCUUCAAACGGUGAGCCUGAGCGAGCUCAGGAAACAGUCGAAGAGUUCUGGGACAAGCUGCAGAAAGCAAAGCCGUCUCCCUGGCUUGCGGUAAUUAAGGGAUACGCCGUCCAAGGCGGCCGAGCUGAAAUCAAACAAAUUCCAGCAAGACUUAAGAAGCACGGCAAGCAGUAUGACGCUGCAAGCCAGGAAGAAUUGAUUAAAGCGCUCAUUGAAGAAAAUAUCUGGCCUGCCGUCCAGGCACUCUAUGAGUGCCCUGUGUCAAGCGGCAAAGAAGAGUCCACUUAUGCUACAAAGGAAGCUGUGAUUAGAUACGCGCUUUUCAGAUCCAAAGCUACUUGGGCACAGCCAAUUUUCAAUUCGAUUGCGCAACGGCCUAUUGCGGAGACUAUCAGUAUUAGUUUGCUCUGGGAAGCGGCCCAGGGCGGUAACGCGUUUGACAUCUCAGAGAAGGCCAGAACCUGGACCGCCGGAAACCCAACCGCACAUCUUACGACGUCAUGUCUAAACGAUUUGAUUCACUUUGCCAAUGUCAUGGACAACCCGCAGCUGGCCACAGAAUUCUUCUCUCUGGCCUCGCAAUGGGGUCUCGAGCCAGACUCACAAACCAAGAUGUUGCAGCUGGAAACGUACAUACUGGCUAAGGAUGUUGACCGGACACUUGAACUUAUGCGGGAGCUACCUGAUAUCGACGCUGCGGUAUUUGACCACCUGCCACUGAUGAAUAAGCUCAUAACGAUGCUCUGCUGGUCUGGACAGGGAGACGUUCUAUUCAAUCAAGUAUGCGGCCUUUUGGACCCCUUAUUCGAGAACAAUGUACGCUUGGAACCUGUGACUCUCGCAGCAUUGACACAUCUGCUACUUAGUCGACGUGACUGGGAGGCUGUUUCGGAACUGCUUCGUCCGCGCCUUGGUGCCCUUGAUUCGGGAGAAGCAACUGUGGUCCGGGAAGUAGUUACAAACUACAUACUGGAUGCCAGUAAAGACACUGAUGAUGUUUGGGGGGUAUAUAAUCUCGUGCGACUUGCAUUCCCCGAAACGGGGGUGAACAAGCGAACUGAAAUCAUGUCUGCCUUCUUCGAGCGUAACAGAAGUGACCUGGCUUGUCUGGUAUUUGGUCAUAUGCGCCAGGCAGAAAAUCCGGGACAGCGUCCAAAACCCUUCACCUACGCUCUGUGCUUGCAAGGAAUUGCCCGCGCAGCCGAUACAAAGAAUCUUGAACUGGUCCACAACAUGCUAAAAUUGGAUAUCGAAGUUGAUCUAAACACUCAAGUACGGAACGGUUUGAUGCUCGCAUAUGCGUCUUGCGAGAUGCCCGAACAGAGUAUGAAGCUAUUCCGUGAAAUCCUCACAUCCGAAGAAGGACCUACGCACAGGACCAUCGGAAUCUUCUUCAAGGCUUGUGAAAGCCACCACAAUGGAGUCCAAGAAGCCAUCAAGAUGAUGCAGAAGGCAAAAGAUUUGGACAUCGGGAUCGACCGCCGGAUGUACGUGACGUAUAUUGUAGCAUUGGCUGCGCAUUGCGAGUUCGAACUUGCUACGGUGGCUAUUGAUAACAUGUUUUCUGAAACUGGCUACAAGCCAAGUCGAAAGACGAUUGGUCUCUUCUACAACGCGAUUCCUUACCAGUACUGGAAAGACGAAGUUGAGACAUGGGCGAAAACCAAAUAUCCAGAAUUAUGGGACCAUCUAAUGGAGCUGAGUCGUUCUGAGCACGAGGAGGGAUUGAGAUUCGAUAAGCUCUCUCUUGAAUACCUUGUAUAA